AUGACGACACACACCAUGACACUACCACCACACACCAUUACACUACCGACACAAUAUGACGACACACACCAUCACACUACCGACACACACCAUGACACUACCGACAUACUCCAUGACGACACACACCAUGACACUACCACCACACGCCAUGACACUACAGACACACACCAUGACCAUGACACUACCGACACAUACCAUGACACUACCAACACACACAUUGACACCAUCGACACACACCAUGACACUACCGACACAUACCAUGACACUACCGACACACACCAUGACACUACCAACAUAGACACCAUCGACACACACCAUGACACUACCGACACAUACCAUUACACUACCGACACAUACCAUGACACUACCGACACAUACCAUUACACUACCGACACAUACCAUGACACUACCGACAGACGGCAUGACUCUACCGACACACAACAUGACCCUACUGAUACAUACCAUGACACUACUAACACGCACCAUGAUACUACCGACCCACACUUUGACACUUCCGACACACACCAUGACACUACCGACACACACCAUGAGACUACCGACACACAUCAUGACAAUACCGACACAUACCAUGACACUACCGACACAUACCAUGACACUACCGACACAUACCAUGACACCAUCGACACACACCAUGGCAAUACCGACACACAUCAUGACACUAUCGACACACACCAUGGCACUACUGACACAUACCAUUACACUACUGACACACACAAUGACACUACCGAGACACACCGUCACACUACCAGAGGGUGUGGUCAUUCUUUAAGCAUGUAACUAGCUCAACUGCAUUACUGGUUGUGACUUGUAAUGGUUUUGUUUUUUUUGUUGGUCUUGUCAAAUAAUGACAAAAAACAGUUGUAUAUUAAUAAA
This is a messenger RNA of Haliotis rubra (blacklip abalone), 894 nucleotides long. RefSeq names its product histidine-rich protein PFHRP-II-like. Lineage: Eukaryota; Metazoa; Mollusca; Gastropoda; Lepetellida; Haliotidae. The record is from RefSeq and is a predicted model, not a curated record. The coding region runs from base 1 to 798 and encodes 265 amino acids. The transcript is spliced from 3 exons.